AUGCAGUUCAUGAUAUUGAUGAUAUGCGUGAUCGGCGCUAGCGCUCACACUCUUGAGAUGCCUGAAGAUCCAAAGGAAAAAGGUCUGAUAGAUUGGAUAAAUAACUGGAUCGGAACAACAUCCACUCUACCGACCAUAGUAAUACCAGCAAACGAUCCACCCGAGGACUGCCCACCUUGCCAGUGCGGGAUUGCACGUACAAGAAGGCGCAUCGUUGGUGGGUCCGAAACCAAAAAACUAGAGUUGCCAUGGAUGGCAGCCCUUUUCUAUGGAGGAAGAUUCUAUUGUGGAGGCUCCGUCAUAAAUGAUUUGUAUAUAGCUACAGCUGCCCAUUGUACUUCUGGAUUCCGCAAGGAGAAGAUCACAGUUCGAUUAUUAGAACAUGACAGAAACACGGCCAAUGAAACCAAGACUGUUGAAAGAAAAGUGGCCAGUAUCAUCAGACAUCUUAGAUACAACCCAAGCACAUACGAUAAUGAUAUUGCUUUACUAAAACUGGAUAAGAGAAUUGAUCUCAGCAGCGCCGUAAAGCGUGCUGGUUUAGGAGAAGACGAAUCUGAUGUUAGCGACGUUGGUGUCCGCCCUGUUUGUCUGCCACCAGCACACCUUUCCUUUAGUAACGAAACAGCCAUGGUUUCUGGAUGGGGCACUACGGAAGAGGGCGGAUCAGUUUCUAGUACCUUACAAGAGGUCCAUGUUCCAAUAUUAUCAAACUCUGAAUGCCGUGAAACCACUUAUGGAAGCCGAAUCACAGAAAACAUGAUUUGUGCCGGAUAUGAUGAGGGAGGCCGCGAUGCCUGUCAGGGUGAUUCUGGCGGUCCACUACACGUACGCAAUACUACUACUGAAGCUUAUGAAGUUGUUGGUGUUGUCUCCUGGGGGGAAGGAUGUGCUAGACCAGGCCGUCCUGGUGUAUAUUCAAGAGUAAACAGAUACUUGAGUUGGAUCAAAAGCAAUACAAGAGAUGCCUGCUACUGCCAAUGA
Molecule: messenger RNA, 984 nt
Organism: Pieris macdunnoughi
Lineage: Eukaryota; Metazoa; Arthropoda; Insecta; Lepidoptera; Pieridae
Source: the annotation of a GenBank genome assembly